Coffea eugenioides is the source of this 1371-nucleotide messenger RNA. RefSeq lists its product as uncharacterized. Bases 240 to 1001 code for a protein of 253 amino acids. NCBI's taxonomy places the organism in Eukaryota, Viridiplantae, Streptophyta, Magnoliopsida, Gentianales, Rubiaceae. The transcript is spliced from 4 exons. The record is from RefSeq and is a predicted model, not a curated record.
CGGACAAAACCCAAACGAGGCAAAUAGUCAACAGAUCACAUCGUCCCAUCCCAACACAAACACGCCUCCGGCCUCCCCCAACACCAUUAGAAACCAAUCAACGGAAGCCCCUAAAUUCCAGGUAGCUUUGGCCGUCGUCAUCCCUCGACCAAGUUAGGGCACCACAGCCCAAUCGGCCCUUUUAAUCGUGAGCGGCCACCGUCGCGGUCGCUUUUACCAGAAUCUUAGAUACUUUAAAGAUGAUGGACUUGGAAACAGAAAAUAGAAUCGCCGCAAUUCUAUUGAAAGAAGCAGCGGAGUUGCGGCGGCAAGCGGAGAAAGACGGGGUGGAAGCUUAUCUCCGCCAGCCCAAAGUUAGGGGUCGCCCAAAUUCUCGCUUCUUGACUGCAACCGUUCGUGGUGUACAACAUGCAAAUCGUGCUGUUGAAGAGAAUGAAAUGUGGCGAGCUAGGCAGAAAGAGAGAGAGCUGGAUGAUCGGCUCAGAGGAAAGAUGAGAGAUGAGGGUAGCAGUGGUUGGAGCUCUGGGGGCAUUAGGACGGAAUCUGGGAGAUCAAGUAAAAGGCAGUUGGAUACUGACACAGAUGCAAGUUCUUCGUGCUCAUUGAGGAAAGGGGAUGAUGAAGGUUUGAGGGAUGAUGAGGUUGAAGAAUUUUUGCAUUCAAGGAUCAAGCGAGGCAGGGGUGCAGUUGGUUCACGGAUGGAUGAAACUGGCCCUUACGUUUCUUCUUGUCCAGAAGAUACUGGGGAAAAGCAAUUACUGUCCCUGGAUGGGUACCUAAGAGAAGUUGCAGUAAAAAGUAAAGUUCUUGGCCCGGAAAAGCCGUCUUUGCUUGGGCGCUGUGAGUCUUCUGAUGAUGAAUCUUUUCUAGAGCAGAAGAAAACAAAGAAAGCGAGCUCAAGCAAGCAGCAGUCUAAGAAGCACAAAUUAAAACACAAGGAUAAAGAGAAUAAAAAGAGAAAAAAGAGUAGGGAGGAGAAGAGGCAUAAACACCGCAAGUAAAAGUUCCAUGAUUUUGAAAUUCUUUGUGCCUUGACGCUUUGUAUUGUAUCUGAAGUAGUAUUUCGUGUUUGGUCAAACGAGAUUCUGAUUUUCCUGUAAAAAAUCACGAAGCUUUGUUUGAUGUCCCUGUCUGUCCUUUUAAAAACAAAUGGAGAGCCUAUUGAAGUUGUAACAGCGAGACAUGACCAAAUUGAACGGGACUCUUCGCCAUAUCCUUCGUUCUCUAGCUUCCCUCUCCCGCUUUUGCCUAGAAUCCAUGGUAGACAGCCUGAAAAGUGACUGGAGACUGCACAGCAACCAAGUAAUCUGCUUUUUUAUUUUGAGGAGAGUAAAUAAAAAUGAAGCGGGGAAACCACCCUUUUCUUAUUUU